This is a messenger RNA of Cuscuta campestris, 2021 nucleotides long. The record is from the annotation of a GenBank genome assembly. Lineage: Eukaryota; Viridiplantae; Streptophyta; Magnoliopsida; Solanales; Convolvulaceae.
GAAUGAUUGAAAACCAAAAAAGCAAUUUGGGAGUUUUCUGUUUUCCGCAGAAACGAUAAAGUCCUAUUGCGUAGGGGAAGAAAAAAGGAUGAACACACCCCGAUUUCACGCGUUUCCACCGGAGGAUAUGAUUGAUUGAGCUCGUAUAAAUAAACUCCGCCGCAUUUGAAUCGCCAUAUCUCCAAUCUUCGCCCCGCGAUGGACCAGAAUCUGGCUGCACUGAUAGCGGUUUCCCUGAUCGCCUCCUCCCUUGCGGCGGCCGAGUACGUCAGACCUCCACCGCGCAAAACUUUGAGUUUUCCUUGGGAUCCAAACACUUCUUCUCAACCUCAGCAGGUUCACAUAUCCUUGGCUGGAGAUAAACAAAUACGAGUAUCAUGGAUCACCAGUUAUGAAUCCUCUCCUUUUGUCGAAUAUGGCACAUCACCCGGAAAUUACACCUUCAAUGCUGAUGGAGAAAGCACAAAAUAUAGAUAUGUCUUUUACACCUCAGGGUUAAUUCACCACACAGUGAUUGGACCACUGGAGGAUGACACUGUGUAUUAUUACAGAUGUGGAGGAAGAGAUCCUGAGUUUCAUCUCAAAACUUUGCCUUCCAAGUUCCCACUUACUUUUGCAGUGGCAGGCAAUUUGGGGCAGACAGAAUGGACUAAGUCAACUUUAGACCACAUAGAACAAUGCAAACAUGAUGUUCUUUUGUUACCUGGAGACCUGUCCUAUGCCAAUCGCAUUCAAAGGCGAUGGGACACCUUUGGUAAUCUGGUGCAGCCUCUUGCAAGUGCAAGGCCAUGGAUGGUCACACAAGGGAACCAUGAUAAGGAGGAACUCGUCCCCCUAGUUAACGAAGGGUUUGAGUCUUAUAACUCGAGGUGGAAAAUGCCUUUCAUAGAGAGUGGUUCCUCUUCAAAUCUGUAUUAUUCAUUUGAUGUGGCUGGGGUUCACGUUGUCAUGCUCGGCUCUUAUACAGAUUAUGCCGAGAACUCCCCUCAGUAUAGCUGGCUUAAGGCUGAUCUUCUCAAACUCAAAUCACAUCGCGAAGAGACGCCCUGGUUAGUCGUUCUAUUCCAUGUGCCUUGGUAUAACAGUAAUAAGGCCCAUCAAAGGGAAGGAGAUGACAUGAUGGAGGCAAUGGAGCCAUUGCUUUAUGAGCAUGGGGCAGACAUUCUGUUUACAGGCCAUGUUCAUGCUUACGAGCGCACCGAACGAGUCUACAAUGGCAAACCCAAUCAAUGUGGUCCUGUCCAUAUAACAAUAGGUGAUGGAGGGAACAAAGAAGGGUUAGCAACAGAGUAUGAUGAACCCCAACCGGAGUGGUCUAUGUUCCGUGAAGCCAGCUUUGGACACGGAGCGCUCACGAUUGUUAAUUCAACUCAUGCCUAUUGGAGUUGGCAUCGUAAUGACGACGAUGAAGCUGUGAAGUCCGAUGAAGUGUGGAUAACCUCCUCAUUCAGUGCUUCGGCGUGCAAUCACUUGCCGUAGCUGUUAGCACCGAUCAUGCCGUGAGUGAAUGAAGGAAACCAAAAUGCUUGGGGCAUGUACCACCCAUGCAUCCAGCACACAUUUCCUUCUUAUCGAGAAUUUAAUUUUUGAGUUCUAGAUAAGAAAUGUGUGGUAGAUGCAUGGGUGGUGUAACUUGGUGUACCUUGGUGUAACUUGUGAAGGAAAUUCUAAUGUCUCCUUCACAAGUACUUGCAGGAUAUAUGUAUAUAUAUUAAGGCACUCAUCUGUGCAUUGUUUUUUUAAUGUUAUUGACUCUAAUACAAUGUAGUAUUUGUUCAUACAUUUCUUAAAUGACGCACGAAAAGUCAAUGUCUUUGCCUUUGUUGGGGCUCGAACUUGGGAGAAUUUUCCCAAAAAUCCUGAGGAACGGGCUUCCUACUACUCAAGUCAAGGGAGAAGUUCGUCUGUGUACUCUAUGAUUGGGCAAGUUCAUGUAACAACCAGCUCCGUAUGAGGUUAAUUUCUGUAUAGGAUGAGUGUUGUAGCUGCUUUAUCAAAGGGUAACUAUAUAGAGAUUACCU